AUGAAUGUUAUGCGUAAAUUACGUGGCGCCGGCAGUGCUCCAGCUGGUAAUGGUAGCGCCGGCAGUGCGACGAGCUCCACAGGCAGCUCGUCCACCGCAAAUGGUGGUUCCACACUAACCUCGGCCGCCAGUGAGGAUGCCAUGCUGGAUGCUCGGGUCCAAAUGAGUCUACACACACUGAAAAAACUAUUCAAUGAAUACACACAUCCCAAGGAGCCUCUGAGCGAACAGGAGAGGGAUAUGAAACUUUAUCAAAUGUUACCAUUGUUUUGUAAGGUUUUCAGUGCCUGUCCUGCCUCGGAUAUGAGCGAAAAGUUCUGGGAUGUUGUGGCCUUUUGUCAGCAAGUUUCACGUCUAAUGGUUGCCGAGAUACGCAAGCGGGCCUCCAAUCAAAGCACAGAGGCUGCCUCCAUUGCCAUUGUUAAGUUUCUGGAAAUCGAAACUACGGAAGAGACCAGCAGUGGUUGGAUGCUGUUGUCAACCUUGAAUUUGUUGGCGAAUGGUGAUGUGUCCUUGAUACAGGUUAUGACAGCUGCCGCAGUGCCCUCUACCCUGGUGAAAUGCCUUUAUCUCUUCUUUGAUUUACCCGCUGUUGAAGAUGAUCCACCAUCCGAUACACCCAGCGAUUUCAAUGCCUUUGAACGCCGCACCCUAUUGCAAAAGGUUUUCGUACAGCUGUUGGUGAAAUUAUGUUCAUAUCCGUAUCCGGCCGAAGAGCUGGCCCGCAUGGAUGAUUUGACAUUGCUGUUUAGCGCCAUUACCUCUCCAUGUCCCACACACAACAUUGUGUGGCGUAAAAAUGCUGCCGAAAUCCUGACCACCAUAUCACGGCAUGGUCUGACAGAUGCUGUUGUCAGUUAUAUACAUUCCAAAGGCUGUAUGGCUUUGUGUGUGGACAAUAUGCGGCGCUUAACAUUCGGCAACCCGCUGGAAAUUGUUGAAAUGUUCGUUACGGUCUUUUGUUUUCUAAAGGAUUCUAGUCAGGUAUCACAGAUACUAAUGGAUGAUUUCAAGGCGUCACAGGGUUAUACGUUCUUAACCGAUUUUUUGCUCAAAUUCGAUACAUCUCGCACCCACUCCGUUGAAGUUCAGGCUGCCAUACGCAAUCUGGUCCUGAUGAUCUCAUCACUGUGCAUGUGUGGCUAUAAUGAGUUGAGGCCACCACAGGCACAAAUAAAUGCCCUUUUCAAGAUGCAAAAUUUCCAAAUGCCCCAAGCCUCAUCGCGGGAGACAUGUGUACGCAACAUCUAUGCUUUUCAGGUGCUGCAAACGGUAUUCCUGAGAGCAACAUCCUCCGGCCUCUGCUGUACAAUAUUGGAUGCCAUCUCCCGUGUCUAUCAUUCGGAAAAUGCCAAUUAUUUUAUAUUGGAAUCGGAAAAUACCCUCAGUCAAUUUACCGAACGGAUACAUCUAAAGGGAUCACAGAUACAAGAGAAAUUUUUCGAUUUAUUGGAAUUCAUUGUGUUCCAAUUGAAUUUUGUACCCUGCAAGGAAUUGAUAUCGCUGUCAUUGCUACUCAAGAAUAACCAUUCGACCAGCUGUAGUAUUUUAUGCCUCAAGACCCUGUUGAAUAUUUUAAGGCAUAAUAAUGUAUUUAAGGAUGUCUAUCGGGAGGUUGGCAUAUUGGAAGUAUUUGUAACGUGCCUGAAUCGUUAUGCCGAUCAUGUGCGCACCAUAACCAAAGAUGAUGAAAAUGCUGUGGUCGUGGCAGAGGAAGGAGAAACGGAAGAUCUCGCCGAUAGCAUGGGUAAACAUGUUCUGGAGGCCCUUACCAUACUGCUGAGUGGUAACAACAACAAUGCCAAUGUUUUUCGUGAAAGUGGCGGAGCGAAAUGUAUUCACGAUUUGGUGAAAUUUAAGCAUUGUCGUCCCCAAUCGUUGGGCAUUAUUCGCGAACUCAUCCUCUCUGCGGGUGGAGAUGAUGAUAUGCUGUUCAUACUCUCCGUCAUGCAUUCGGUACCACCCUAUCAAGUGGAAUUUAAAAUACAAAUCCUUAAUAUGCUACUGGGUUGCCUCAAGGAUUCACAUCGUACCCGGACAGUAUUCCGCAAGGUUGGUGGCUUCGUAUAUCUGACUAGUGUCUUUGUAUCGCUGGAUGGUAAACUGUGCGAUGAAGAUCACAUUGAGGCUGAGGCUGAUGCUGAUCCUGAGGCUCAACUAAUACCCCAGGAUGAUUUGGUUCUGCUACUACAAAUGGUUUGUCAAACCUUGGCUACGGCAAUGCGCUUCGAACCGGCAAAUGCCAAGUUUUUCCAUCAAGAGAUUUGUACUGCCUCGCUGUGUGAUACCCUGCGGCUGCUGGGAUGUUUUGGCAAUGAAACCGAGCUGCCCGAAUUUAAAGGAAUAUUUAAAACGGAUAUCGGCACGCAGAAGUAUUAUCAUGAAGUCUUUUCGGGUGACAUUUUGAAUUAUAGAUUCCAGGACACCAUACCCCGUUCUCUGUCCUAUGUGUGCGUAGUAUACCGCCUACUGUACAGUAUUGCUUUGGAUAAUUUCGAAUCUCCAAAUCUGAAUAACAUAAUUACCCUGUUUAACGAUCAGCAUAAUCGUUCACCAUCCAAAGAAUUAGCUUUACCUCCAGCUCACCCAAAUCAGCUGAAUCUCUCACAACCCACACCGGAACCUCGCAUUGUCCAUCCGGGUGUGGUUUUGUGCAUGAUCCAACUACUACCCAGCGUGACACAUAACCAACAACACACCUUGGCCACAAAUCUGCAAGUAUACCUUAGCGAAGUCAUCAAGUCUCUGGUGCGCAGUGAACGCAACCAACAAAUAAUGUGCGACUAUGGCCUGGCGGGUCAACUGCUGAAAAUCGCCCGAAAAGCUUUAUCCGAAGAAGUCAAUCCCCUACAUGUCCCCAUGCAAUACAUUUUGGAGAGAUUGGCAGCUCAGGCCCUGCAGCCUACCGAGCUGAGAGAAUUUUUACGUUUGGGUGAACCCCUGUCGUGUAAAAAUAUCGAUCUUAAUAAAUGCUAUUCCAUGGGUGGACCUGUACCAUUGACUCGUAUAAAAACAUUGGUCUCCAUGACGACGCCAAGAGAUUUUCGAGCACACGGAUCCAGCACCCUGCCGCCGUUUGUUGAAAUGGAUAUGUCCGCGGAGGGAUUUGGGUGUCUAUAUCUGCCCUCAUUGGCUCCGCAGGCAACGGCCACCGCUGGUGGUACCAUAGAUGCCAAUACAAUCGGUGGUAUUGGUUCGGGAGAUCGCAUCUUUCCACCGCAGACAGGUCUUUCAUUCUCCACCUGGUUUUGUGUUGAGAAAUUUUCAGAUCCAAAAACAGAUCCACAUUGUGUGAGGCUACUGACAUUGGUGCGUACGAUACACAACCCGAGGGAGGAGAAUUUGGUAUGUCUUUCGAUAUUGCUCUCGGCGAGGGAUAAGGCUAUUGUGGUGUCAACACAGGAGACCCUGGUGACGCCAAGUAAAAGCCUUGGUGACUGGGAACCUGAGGGAUCGGAUGACAACAGUGCCCGCAUUUGGUGUCCCGAUUUAUUACACGAAGGCCAGUGGCACCAUUUGGUGGUGGUACUUAAUCGAGCGGUCUUGAAAAACUCCAGUCUGUCGCUGUACUUGGAUGGAACGCCCCUCCAUUCCCAAAAGCUCCAUUAUAUCUCACAAAACCCGGGAGCCGGUUCGGCCAACCUACCAGUGGCCACCUCGGUAUUUGGUUACAUUGGAACACCACCUAUUUGGCGCCGCUACUCACGUCUGUGUUGGAAGCAGGGUGUUUGCCACCUUCUCGAAGAUGUGGUAAAUCAACAGACAGUCCAAACUAUUUUCAAUUUAGGUCCCCAUUACAUGGGUUCGCUGCAAGCCCCCCAACUGGGUAAAAAGGUUGAACCUUUAGGCCCCUUGGUGGCAGAGGAAAAAGUCCUCUUAGGUCUCAAUGCCAAGGCUGUAUCUCAAUUAACAUUGGUCAAGAUCCGCAAGGUUUACAGUCGUGCCGAUAAUAAGUCCAUUGCCAAGCAGCUGGGCAUGAACUCUCAUGAAAAUGCCACGCCCAUUAAAAUCCUCCACAACUCAGCUGGUCAUUUGGCUGGAGCUGGCCGCACCCUGGGCGGUGUGGUAGUGGGCUAUCUAGGUGUCCGCGUCUUUAGCCCCCAUCCCGUCUCUGCCAUGAUUGACACCGUCGGCGGCUGCAAUGUCCUCCUCGGCAUCAUUGCCAUGGCACAAGACGUGGAGUCUUUGUAUGCCGGCGUCAAGGCCCUAACAUGUGUGGUACGCAGUAACCGCGCAGCCCAAAGUGAAAUGGAUCGCAAGCGCUGCUACCAGACCCUCGGCAUGUUCUUCAAGAAGAAGAAAAAUCUCCUGAAUUCCCACAUUUUGCACUUGACAUUUGGCUUAGUGGGCACGGUGAACAGUGGCCAGGAUAUGUCAGCCAUUCCCAAUGUUACAGCUUUCCAAGAUCUCCUUUGCGAUUUGGAUAUAUGGCAUAAUGCCCCCAAUGGGCUGCUCAGAUCUUUGCUGGAACAUUUAUUGGAAUUGGCUGUGGAGUCGAAUGAGAAGAAACAAAAUGUGAAAAUCAUGAGAGAGCUACAAUUACUCAAUAAGCUGCUCUAUAUCAUCGUCGAUAUUCAGGAUCAUUCCACGCGGGAGAUUCUCUUCAAUUUAGUCGAAGCCCUCCUGGGAGGUCAGCCAAGGCACACCGAUCUUUUGCUAUUUGGCCAAUAUUGUGCUUCCAAACUACCCAAAGCCGAUCAGGUCGAGAAGUCCCUAAUACUACCCACAAUGAAACCCACCCCGAAUCCUUCCAAUUCCGCUGCAACUGCCGAAAAUGAUACAACUGCUCAGAACAUCUACUUGCGGAAUCGUUGCCUAUCCCUACUACACGGUUUGCUUUUCACCGCUCGGAAUACUGUCAAUUACAUCAUCUGCGAUGAUAUCUCCAAGACCCUGGGAAUGGAUUGGCUUCUGCUCUUCAUGCAACCGAAUGUCCACUUCACCACGGUGAUAAUUGCGGUAAGGAUCUUGGUCGUGAUCUGUGCCAAUGAAAGUUUUUUGGUACGUUUCCGUGACUCUACCCAUAAUGGCGGAUAUUUGCGCUUUACCGAAAUGGUUUCCCAAAAGAAGUCCAUGGGCAUUGCAGCCCAGCAAUUGAAUUCCAGGCCAUCGACUGGGACCGGAACUGUUAUUGUGGCCACCACCGCCAAUACCUUGCAGCAUUUGCCCACCCAUAUUGCCGGGGAGGUUAGGACGGCGGCUUUGAAUAUACCAGGUUUCCAGACCCUGGAAUGGUUAAUGCAGUACCACCUGGACGUCCCGGAAUUAUAUUUCCUGAUUACUGCUUUGAUAAUGGGGCAACCUGUAAAAUUACUGGCCACAGAACACACAAAAUUCGAUCUGGAUCGUGUGUGGUCAUUCCUAUGGGGUGCCCCCGUUUCGGCCAAUACAAAUAUACCAAAAAUGAAUAUUUGCCCGGAGGGAGUAUGUGUCCUGCUGGGUAUGGUUAGAGCCAUAGUGCAUGGUGGGGAAAUGGCUCCCUGGUUGAAUAGUCAUCCUGAGACAAUAAUACAGUUGCUAUUUAGUCUCUAUCAAAAUCUUACCGAUUUUAUGCCAGUCAUGAUGUCGGGAGAUGUUAUAUCGUCCCUGGUUGCGGUGCUCUUCCCCAAUAGCAGUAAAGAUGAAAAUGUGGAAUCAGAACCGAACAGCGGUAAUAGUUCACCCACAGAGGAAACGGGUGGUGGUUUUAUGAUGAGCCUCAAUGCUGCUGCUUCGGGGAAUGCAAGUACAAUGGUCAAGCUAACUAAUCAUCCGGUUAGGAAAUGCAUCAUCGACUUCCUGAGGGUCAUUGUGGUCGAUUCGUUGAGCUUGAAUAUGCAUGGCAAAACAACACCGGUUAUAGAUUUGGUAUUGGAUGCCUCACCCGAAAAUUCGGAGCUAAAUUUACAAAUCGAAUAUCAAACGGAAAUUAUUACGGCCCUAAUGGACCACUUGCUGGCAGCUGAUAUUUUGGUAGGAGAACAGGCUGCCCUGUCGUUGGUACCCCUAAUACAAAGCCAUACCCAACAUGUGGCUCCGAAUGUUUUCUAUUUCACGGCACGUGUGGUGGAUAAAAUGUGGCAGGGCUGCUUGACCCGCAAUCCGCAUGAUAUCUUCGAUUUCAUUAUCAAAUUGAUAGCUCAGGCUAAGAGAAGAACUUCGUCGCUGACAUUGGAACAGUUGCAUCAUUCAUUGAAUCGAACCAUUUUGUAUUUAUUGUCAAGACCCACAGAGGCCAUAACCGAGCAGAUGAGCGUCUUGGAGGCUCUGCAUAAAAUCAUUACCCAUCGUUUGCUGAUUUUCGGUGCUGGAAACCAUGAACUGGAAUUCAUUGGAUGUCUAACCUAUUGUCUGCUCCAACUGACAUCGGAUAUGAAAAUUAUUUUGGAACCAUCCACUGCGCGUAAUACCACCUGGCAUGUUAAUCCGCAGGCGGAUAUCAUCGAACCCAAAGAUGAGGAUUUAAAUCAAUUGCAGGGUCGCAAUUUAAUUGUCGGAGCCGCCUUCCGGGUCUGGGAAGAGCUGUAUGUUUGUAAGAAACCAGCCAUUGAAGAGGUAUUUAAAGUGUCAUUGUCCGCUCCGCCGAAUAACCAAAAAGCUCCAGAUCUGCAAACUACCCGAGAACAGGUUAUGGAACUGGCUUCGAAAUUAUGGUUUAAUUAUGUCGAUGCCGAACGUAAAGCCUCGUAUCGCAUUCCCUGGGAAAUCCACAAUCAAAUACAAUCGAAAAUCCAAAAGGUUACUGGAGGUCUGACACGGCUGGCAAGCCGCACCAAAGUCAAGAAGGAUGAAAUGGUUCGUGCUAAGUCGUCGAUGACCCGGGAAUCGGCAUUCGAAUGCACCAACAUUCAUGUGCAGUUGAUAAAGGACCUUUGGGAGUUACGCUGCAAACAAUACCUACAAAUGCUGCAACACACCCAGCGUUAUGUCUAUCAGGAUUGGGUCCAAUCGGAAACAGAAUUGACCCGCGAACGUGGCCUCUGGGGCCCUGAAGGCUGUUCCACACUCGAUAAAUGGAUAUUGGAUACGACAGAAGGUCCACAUCGCAUGCGUAAGAAAACCAUGCGUAAUGAUCUCUUCUAUCUCCACUAUCCAUAUCGUCCCGAGCUGGAUAUACCCGAUAAUCGUCAAUUAAAAUAUAAAGUUGCCACCAGCUUCGAUAGUAAAAUCUAUUACACCCAUUGUCAGCAGCCACCGCGUAUUUUGUGUGAAACGGAUUCUUUGGCACAACAACAACAAUCGCUGCAACAUCAACAUUCCGUAGAUGCCAAUCAAUUGUUGAAGGCGUCGGGACAUGGACAAGCGGCUCAUCAUCCCCAAUUACAGACGUCAAAAAGUGAACCGGGUGGUACGACAAGUACACCACCCCAGUCACCGAAUGAACAUCGGGCUGCUGCUGCUGCUUCGACUGCAGUAGCUCAUGCCCAGGAAUCGUUGGACAUUAAUGCUCCCGACGAUGAGGACGAGGAUGAUGAAAUGUCAAAUAUUUCUGAUAAUGAGACAUUCUUGCGGCUGCUGGAGGAACAGGAAAAAAUCUCCUUUAUGUUUAGAUGUGCCCGAAUACAGGGUUUGGAUACCUUUGAGGGUCUGCUGUUAUUCGGCAAAGAACAUUGUUACAUCGUCGAUGGUUUUACAUUGCUCAAAAAUCGGGAAAUUAAAGAUAUUGAUACUUUGCCACCAGGGGCCUAUGAACCGAUUAUACCAAAUUCUGGUGGUACCACCCGGCAGCACAAAGUUCGUCAAUGUUCCAAAUUUGCUUAUGAGGAGAUACGGGAAGUCCAUAAACGGCGUUAUUUGCUACAGCCCAUUGCAUUGGAGGUCUUCUCCGAAGAUGGCCGAAAUUAUUUGCUAAGUUUUCCGAGGAAGGUGCGGAACAAGGUCUAUCAAAGAUUUAUGGCCCAUGCCACAGCCAUUAAUGAUAAUGCCCAGCAAUCGGUGGCGGGGCAAAAGAGAACGGCAAGUGUGGAACAAACAUCGGGUAUUUUCAGUAGUUUGAUUGGUGAGACCUCGGUGACCCAGAGAUGGGUGCGUGGUGAAAUCUCCAACUUCCAAUAUUUAAUGCAUUUAAAUACCCUGGCCGGUCGCUCCUACAAUGAUCUCAUGCAAUAUCCCGUAUUUCCCUGGAUAUUGGCCGAUUAUGAUUCGGAAGAAUUGGAUUUCAAUAACCCAAAGACAUUCCGUGACUUCUCCAAACCCAUGGGUGCCCAGUCGGAGGAGAGAUUGGAACAAUUUCAGAAGAGAUUUAAGGAAUGGGAUGACCCUCAUGGUGAGACACCACCCUAUCACUAUGGCACCCAUUACUCAUCGGCCAUGAUUGUUUGCUCAUAUCUGGUGCGCUUGGAACCAUUUACCCAGCAUUUCUUGAGACUACAGGGGGGUCAUUUCGAUUUGGCCGAUCGAAUGUUUCACAGCAUCAAGGAGGCCUGGCUGUCGGCUUCCAAGUUUAAUAUGGCCGAUGUUAAGGAGCUAAUACCUGAAUUUUUCUACCUCCCCGAAUUUAUAACCAAUUCAAAUAAUUUUGAUUUGGGUACCAAACAAAAUGGCGAAACUUUGAACGAUGUUAUCUUGCCACCAUGGGCCAAACAGGAUCCGCGAGAAUUUAUAAGACUACAUCGGAAUGCCUUGGAGUGUGAUUAUGUUAGCCAGAAUUUACAUUUGUGGAUCGACUUGAUAUUUGGCCACAAACAACAAGGUCCUGCUGCUGUGGAGGCCACAAAUGUUUUCCAUCAUUUGUUCUAUGAGGGAAAUGUUGAUAUUUAUAACAUUGAUGAUCCGCUGAAGAAAAAUGCCACAAUUGGUUUCAUUAAUAAUUUUGGACAAAUACCCAAACAACUGUUCAAGAAACCACAUCCCGCCAAGAAAAUGUCUGGCUCACGACAUUCCACGCUAAUCGAUCCGAGUGCUUUGAUACAGGGCAAUACCACUGUUUUACAAUCCGAUCGUUUGUUCUUCCAUAAUUUGGAUAAUUUGAAACCGAGCCUGCAACCCAUUAAGGAGCUAAAAGGUCCCGUGGGUCAGAUAUUGCAACCAGAUAAGACUGUUUUUGCUGUGGAACAAAAUAAGGUUAUGAUGCCACCAUCAUAUACGAAAUAUAUAGCCUGGGGCUUUGCCGAUCACUCGCUGCGCAUUGGUCUCUACGAUACAGAUCGUGCUUCAUUUGUCUCAGAAGCAGCUGCACAAAAUUCUGGUGAAAUUUUGGCUUGUGCCUGUCCCAAUUCGAAAAUGAUCAUCACAGCCGGAACCAGCUCCGUUAUUACAAUUUGGAAAUUUGAUGCAAAUCGUAAAAGUUUAACGGUUAAACAUUCGCUACAUGGCCACACUGAUGCUGUUACCUGCCUGGCAGCUAGUGCAGCAUAUAAUGUUAUUGUGUCGGGAUCGAGAGAUGGUACUGCCAUUGUUUGGGAUAUGACACGGUUUACAUUUGUGCGUCAGCUGCCAGGUCAUGUGGGUGUGGUGGCCGCGGUGGCCAUUAAUGAAUUGACGGGUGAUAUUGCAACAUGUUCCGCCACGUGGCUACAUGUAUGGUCUAUAAAUGGUGACCCCCUGGCAACGGUUAAUACUUGCGUGGGAAGUGCCGAUCGUAUGCAGCAAAUAUUGUGUGUGGCCUUUUCACAAAUACGAGAAUGGGAUCCACAGAAUGUUGUAAUUACUGGUUCAACAGAUGGUGUUGUGAGGAUGUGGUCUCUCGAAUAUGUUCAAGUACCCAUUGAACGCAAACUGAAACGUUGUGCCGAAAUUAAAUCUCAAGAAAAUCCUGAUACCGGUUCGGACAAAGAAGAUGAGGCUGUGGGUGGUGAAACGUCCAAGAAAAUGGAAUUAUUUAAACAAAUGCAAAGCAUAUCUUCACAUGAUGAUAACGAAAUCCAUAAAUCCGCUUCCGAAAGUAGCAUAUCAGAAGCAUCCCAGCAUUCAAAUAACUCCACGCAAUCGGAUAAACCAAUGAAAGAAUGUGAAAUCCCGGUGACAUCAGAACGGCGGAAAUCUUCAUUUUCGGGAGCGAAAUCGCUACAUGAAAUUAAAUCAUCAACGGUAGAGGGUUCCGGUGGCAAUAAGGGAAUUGAGGAAGAAGAACGUUCCACAAUACGUCCCAGCAAAUCUGAUACUAGUCUCACCGAUGGUUUCGUCAUGAUCGAUAAUGAUAAACAUCGUGGUGAUCAUUGCCUGAAGAAAGGCUUCAAAUGGCAACGUCAAUUAAUGUUCCGUUCAAAAUUAACCAUGCACACGGCCUAUGAUCGCAAAGAUAAUGCCGAACCGGCCAGUAUUACAGCCUUGACGGUAUCCAAAGAUCAUAAAAUCUUAUAUGUGGGUGAUGCUCGCGGUCGCAUUUAUUCAUGGUGUGUCACUGAACAACCUGGUCGUGGUGUGGCCGAUCAUUGGCUUAAAGACGAAGGAGCUGAUCAGUGUGUUAAAUGUCAUGUUAAAUUCACAUUAUACGAACGUAAACAUCAUUGUCGCAAUUGUGGUCAGGUGUUCUGCAAUAAAUGCAGUCGUUUCGAAUCGGAAAUAUCACGUUUGCGAAUAUUAAAGCCGGUGCGGGUGUGUCAGUCGUGUUAUGCACAAUUGCGGGCGACAUCUGUUGAUAAUUAA
Messenger RNA from Musca vetustissima, 10566 nucleotides. It is a transcript of the gene bchs, whose product is annotated as WD repeat and FYVE domain-containing protein 3. Lineage: Eukaryota; Metazoa; Arthropoda; Insecta; Diptera; Muscidae. The coding region runs from base 1 to 10566 and encodes 3521 amino acids. The record is from RefSeq and is a predicted model, not a curated record. Gene Ontology annotation, molecular function: protein binding; metal ion binding. The transcript has 24 exons.